UCCGGCGGAUGGAGUUCUCCAUGGUUGAUCACCCACCCUGUGCCAGACAUUUGGGCGAUGAUGUGGCCAUCGCGGAGGGAGGCCAAGGCAGGACUAUGAUGUUUGUGCCUAAACCAGACACAAAAUGCCUUAUUUAUACUGUUUGGUGGCGAAACAAUGGUGGGAAUUCCACCCAGUGGCAGAUGGAGAAGACAAUCUCGCUGGAUUUUGACUGCUUAAUCGAGGGUGCAGUCGGGAGCCACUUGCUCCUAUAUUAUGUCGGAGUCUCGUCGGCCAAGCAAGGUUGUUACACGCAGGACGUCGACACAUUGCAGCUUGAGAGGGUGUGUUAUUCAUGUCCAAAACAGUCACAAGUAUAUUGCAACUUCCCACCAUCGUUAUUAUCAUCACCGACAGUGUCAAGUGUCCCACGCCACGCUGACCACCCAGGAGUGGAUGACGUUGUGUCGGCACCAGAACCACGAGAAGCUGACCCUGGAGGCGUGGAAGGACAUACUGGUCAAGAACUGAGGGACGUCGCCGGGGUACCGCCGUGCAAGCACGGUCGUCGCAGCGGGCGCUCGGGCUCCAGAACCCGUGGAGGCGGGUUCCGGUGGACGGGGAGAAGGAGGCUGAGGCUUGACCCGUGGUGGACGAGGGCCUGGGGGCGGAUGAGGGGCCAGAUCAAGGUGUUGUCCAGGACGGCUGCAGCCAAGUCUUUGGGCGGCAGUUAGCUAGAUGGCCGCUGUGGCCAAGUCCAUUUUAUAAAGUUUAUACUGUCGUCUACUGCGUGUUGGUCUUUUUGGUUUGCCGCCUGGUUUCAGAACACAAAAUGGUACCAUUGUUUCUUGUUUGUCAACACGCAAACGCCCGUUUUAGGUAUGAUGAACUGCGGAUUCACAACAUCCUAUGCUAGCUGAGCUGGGCUCAAGAGUGCAGCUUUCCGACUGAUAUG
Triticum aestivum (bread wheat) is the source of this 934-nucleotide messenger RNA. RefSeq lists its product as uncharacterized. The record is from RefSeq and is a predicted model, not a curated record. The coding region runs from base 9 to 713 and encodes 234 amino acids. NCBI's taxonomy places the organism in Eukaryota, Viridiplantae, Streptophyta, Magnoliopsida, Poales, Poaceae. The transcript is spliced from 2 exons.